Brachypodium distachyon (stiff brome) is the source of this 2780-nucleotide messenger RNA. RefSeq lists its product as uncharacterized. The record is from RefSeq and is a predicted model, not a curated record. NCBI's taxonomy places the organism in Eukaryota, Viridiplantae, Streptophyta, Magnoliopsida, Poales, Poaceae. Gene Ontology annotation, biological process: protein transport. The transcript is spliced from 6 exons. The coding region runs from base 296 to 2449 and encodes 717 amino acids.
CGUUGUCUUUCCUUUCUGGCCUGCGUUCAGCAACAGCUAGCAUUGAUUUGUGCCUCCUCUUUCUUCUCCACCACCACCACCUCCACUCCCCCCAGCCCACCACGGUCUGUCUCUCCUCUCCCCCCAAUUUCUUCUUCCCUUUUCUCCUCCCUUUCUCACGCCUUGACGCCGCCACCAUUGGCAGCUACUGCCGCUUCCUCUCCCUGCCCCGGCGGCCGCUACUAAUUGAAGCGGAGGGAGGCGAAGGAGGAAUAGAAAGGAGGCGGCGGCGGGGAAGGAGGAGAGGGAGGUGAAGAUGUUUGACAGCUUGCUCAACACCAAGUUCUUCAACAAAUGCAAGCACGCGAUCAAAUGCACCCGGACCCGGCUGGAUCUGGUGCGGAAGAAGAAGCAAGCGAUGGUGAAGUUCCUGAAGAAGGACGUCGUCGACCUCCUCACAAAUGGCCUUGAAUCGCACGCUUUCGGACGGAUGGAAGGGCUCAUUGUGGAGAUGAACCAAGCAUCCUGCUACGAUAUGAUCGAGCAGUACUGCGAGUGCAUCGUGAAGCAGCUCAACAAUCUGCAGAAACAGAGUGAAUGCCCUCAUGAAGCUUUGGAAGCCGUGUCAACUCUGAUUUUUGCGGCAGCUAGAUUUCCUGAUUUACCUGAACUAUGUGAGCUCAGACAUAUAUUCACGGAGAAAUAUGGGACCUCCAUUGAACCUUUUGUUAGCUCUGAGUUUGUUCAAAAGCUUCAGGACAAGUCUUUCUCUCACGAUGAGAAAUUGCAAAUGGUGCAAAACAUCGCUGAAGAAUUUGAGCUCCCAUUUAAUACCAAGGCAUUCGAACGGAAGAUAUCUGGUGUACCUCAAAAUAAACAUGAACUUCUGAAGAAGGGUUCAUUUAAUGGCAUAGGGGUUGAAGCAUCAGGGCGUGGACACAAGGUGGAUAGGCCUGCUGGGCUUCAAAGAAAAUCUAAAUCUAUACCUGAAGGGCUUGACUGGAAGCAGGAAGUUCUGGUAAAGCCAAAAGAUAUUCAUGUGAUUCCUGAUUGUAUUGGUCAAGUUGGCGAGAAAAGCAGGAAUAACUAUUCAGAUAAACCUAAUGAGAAGAAGCAUAUGAAUAAUGGCGUGCCUUCUUUGGACAUUAAGCGAAGGAAUGGUCAAAAGGAGGUCAAGAAAGAUGACAAAAAGGGUGGUCAAUCUUGGAGGGAACUAAUGAAUGCCGAGGAGCUGGAUCUCAAUGGCUCAAAGAAACAGGAGACUUCCGUGGCAAAAUCUCUUCAAAGAGAAAUCAAGAAAGUAGUUCCUCCAUACACAGAACUAAAGGAAACUGCAAAGAAAGAUAAUAUUGAAAAGGUUGAUGGAAAUGGCUACCAUGCGCAUAGAUCACACAUGGCUGGUGACACUAAUGAUUAUUGGGGACAUGCUGAUCUGGGGCUUAAAACUCUUGGCCUAGAAAAGCCAGGAACCGACUCAGCUAACACCUUGAAUGGUAAAACAGUGAACAAGCUUCCUCCUCCUCCUUAUUCCAAACCAUACAGGGCAAAGAGUGAGAAGUCUGCAGAAGAAGAUAAUAUUAGUUUGUCUAAUAGAGCACGGCACGUAGGAGAGUCUAGCCCAUCGGUGCAAGAUAGGCAUCAAGUGCCAGAGAAGGUAGUCAACAUGCGGCCUCCUUAUGUUAAGCCAAACUCUAACAUGAAAUCUGCUCAUGAAACUCCUACAUAUCAAGCUGCUAACGGUUACAGGCAUACUGGUUCAGAAGCAACAGGCCAGCAGAGAGAUGGUUUGGUUGAAGAUGAUGCAGUUCGGCCUGUUUCUGUCAGAAGGAAAAGUACAAAGCCACCUGCAUAUGGUUUUCCAUACGAUGAAGCGACUAAUGAGGAAAAGAUGGCAAACCAAACACCUGGUUCCCGAACAAGGCAUUCAAGCAACAGGAAUGGUCCCCGUGAUGACUAUGAGCGGCGAAAACAUGCGAGUAGGCAGAAUGGAUCAGCAAGUGGUAGUGACUACCAGACAGAGGAGGAUGAGAAUGACAAUGCAAUUGAUUUUGGCAAUCUUCUGCCCCGAGCACCUGGUUCACAUCGGAAACACAGGAGCAGGAGUGCCCAUCCCCGGGAAGGAGGCCAUGACAACGAAGAAAGGAUGAUGGAUAAGCUUCUGAGGCACUACAGCAAGAAAGGCAUAGACAGGGAGGAGCACAAGACAAGGACAAAGUCCCGGACCCCUCGACCUCGAGACGAUCAACCUGCUGACAGCAAUGGAGAACGAUCGAACAGAGAAGGGGCACCCAAUCCUCCAGAAAGAGCUAUAUCUCUGCCUACAGAAUCUGGUUCCCCGGUUGCAAAAGCGAAAGCUCCUGCUCCUGCUCGAUCCAUCUCGCAGCCAGACACAUCCAGAGGAAAUGUGCACCCGAGAAUGCCAGAUUUCGAUGAACUGGCUGCGCGGAUCAGCGCUCUGAAGAAAGCAUGAGCUGCCUGCCACCACGAUGUCUCACUCUUCAGGCUUCAGCAUUAUUGUCUUAUGAUGCUGGUCACAUGGAUCAGAGGACUCCUGAGGUAGUUUGAAUGCUUUCUCCAUGCCAUUGUUCUUUGUUGUCUGCUUGCUUGCGUUGCCCCCUUUGUGCCUUGACGGAGCAUUGGUAGGAACGGUUGAGUGGGCAAACUGGUAGGAAUAGCCAUACAAUACAAUAUACUUCCUGUGUUGAUUUGCAUGUGGUUGUUUGAUGUACUCAUGUGCUUAAUUGUUCGGUGUAUAGAUGCCAUUGAUGAGGCUAUAAUGAAGUGACGAUUGUUCCAACUUU